AUGGACAGUAAUGUAAAAUCCGUUUUCUUUCUGAUACGUGAAGCUGUUCCUCAUCUAGCGAAAACAAAAGGCAAUAUAAUUAUCGUAUCUUCUAUUUCUAGUACGUUGACAAGAACAACAAGGGUUGUCUACUCCAUCUCUAAAGCUGCUGUUGACCAUCUGACUCGUUGUCUUGCGGUAGAUUUGGGAUCGAAAGGAAUCCGUGUCAAUUCGGUGAAUCCAGGUUUUAUCCCCACCAGAAUUUUACGGUUUCUUGAUGGCGACGUGGACGCGAUUACCAAAAGUAGGGCGGAGAUAGAGAGCACCAAGUGUAUGCUGAAGGGAAGGCUGGGAAUGCCUGAGGAUGUUUCAGAAGCGGUGGCUUUUCUGGCAUCAGAUGCGGCUGGUUUUAUCACAGGUGAGAAUCUGAAAAUUGACGGAGGCAGAGGUUUUGGGGAACCCAAUGGAUGA
This is a messenger RNA of Candidula unifasciata, 450 nucleotides long. Lineage: Eukaryota; Metazoa; Mollusca; Gastropoda; Stylommatophora; Geomitridae. The record is from the annotation of a GenBank genome assembly.